This is a messenger RNA of Closterium sp. NIES-67, 4031 nucleotides long. Lineage: Eukaryota; Viridiplantae; Streptophyta; Zygnematophyceae; Desmidiales; Closteriaceae. The record is from the annotation of a GenBank genome assembly.
AGCCAAGGAAAGUUGAGCAUUGAGCGAGCAAGUUGGUAGGGAACUACUGAACUAGAAGUGCGCCAAUCAGCGCAUUCCACAGACGCUGCAACGUCAUUCCCAGCCGUGCAUCCGACGAGCGUUCUUGCUGCCUGCCUCAAUGGCGGACCAGCGUCUCUCCCUCGCCUUGCUGCUGCUCGCCGUCACCAUCUCGGCGACCGCUGUGACGACAACGGUCGCCGCGCAAGCCGGCACUAUCGUCGUCAGCAGUGUUGGCGGCAGCCUGACGGUCGACAACUACACCAUCAACGGCAACAUCGUGCACGAAACCGGCGCCAAGGUCACGCCGGCCGAGGGCAAGCACACGUGGUUUUUGAACGGCGCCAUCGCCGCGUCCGGAGUGCCUGUAGUCAUUGACGGCACGAAAAUCUUCGUGAAACUGGCGGGCACGAGGCUGUAUGGCGAGGGCGGGAUCGCUAGGGACGCGGCCACGGCCCGCGGAGGCACCGGCAGCAGCGGAGGCACAGGCAGCAGCGGGAGCGCUAGCGUCAACCCCGACGGGAGUGUGUCGUUCGGACCGGGAUACACUCUGCUGCCGAACGCCACGGUCGUGGAUUCCACUGGCGCGCCCGUCGCUCCCACCGCCAAUCCGGACGGAUCGUUUACCGUCGGUGGCAACUUCACCGCUUACCCCAACGGCACGAUCAGUGCUCCCGGCGUCGCCAUUUCCAGUGGCGGCACUAGGUUUACUGUCGGGAAAACGACACUCUUGGCGAACGGCACGAUCAUGGACGCGUCGGGGAAGCCGAUUAAGCCGACAGCGAAUGCGGACGGUUCGGUGACGGCGGGAGACCUGGUGGUUUACCCAAACGGCACGGUUGUGGGCAAAGGCGGUGAGUUGGUGAACACCGGGCGCACAUUCAACGUCAACCCCGAUGGCACCCUCGUUGCCUCCCCAACCGCCCCCAGCCCCAGCGGCAGCAGCGUGAGCGUCAACCCCGAUGGCAGCGUGGCGUUCGGCCCGGGCUACACCCUCAUGGCGGAUGGCACUGUGCUUGACUCUACUGGCGCUUCCGUCACUCCCACUGCCAACCCUGACGGAUCGUUCACCGUCGGCGGUGAUUACACCGUCUACCCCAACGGCACGCUCGCUGCUCCCGGCCUCGCCAUAUCCACCGGAGACGCACCCAGCUACACGGUUGGCAGCACGAAGCUGCUGGCCAAUGGCACUCUGCUGGAUGCUGCUGGAACGCCGAUCGUGCCAACAGCCAAUGCAGACGGGUCGUUCACUGCUGGCGACUUGACUGGGUUUGCGAAUGGCACGAUUGUGGGGACCAACGGCGCGGUGGUGAAUACCGGCAAGCAGUUUGCUCUCAACCCAGACGGCACCAUCUCUGUCUCUUCUCCUUCCGCACCUGGCUCCAGCUCUCCCCCCGGCCCUGGUUCUUCCCUCACCACCAACCCGGAUGGCAGUGUCACCAUAGACGGCAUCACCACAAUCUACAACAACGGAACCAUAGUAGACUCUAGCGGUGGGCCCUUGACGCCUCCGCUGAACCAGGACGAGUCGUACGAGCUCUCAGGCUACAGCUACUUCCCUACGAAUGGCACUCUGGCAGGGCAGGGGGUGGUGCUGCAGACGUUUGGUGAUGGCAGUGCUGCGGCUGGACCUGGCAGCGUGACGGUUGGGGCCACCACCAUGUUUCCCAACGGCACCAUUGUUGACGCCGCAACCGGGCAGCCAGUUGCUGCUACUCAGAACGCGGAUGAGUCGUUCACUGCAGGCGAUCUCACUGGGUGGCCGAAUGGCACUGUUAUUGGCAGCAGCGGUGUGGUGGUCAGCACUGGCCUGGCUCUCACGGUCAACUCAGAUGGGACUGUCACCGCCACUCCCUCCACUGUUCCUCCCACUCCCGCUCCUGGUUCCGUCCCUGCUCCCGCUCCCCCUUCCUCCCCUUCUCCCACACCUGCUGAUACCACUGGCACCGUCACAAGGAACUCUGAUGGUAGCCUUACUUUCGAUGGCUACACCCUCUAUCAGAACAACACCGUUGUGGACUCUCUUGGCGCAGUAGUCACUCCCCCUCAAAACGCUGACGGCUCUUUCACGAUUGAAGAUGGCAAGUACUCGUAUCUCCCCAGCACCGGCACCCUCACUGCCCCUGGCAUCUCCAUCUACACCAACCCUGCAUCCGGCACGACUGAUGGGUUCACUGUGGGCGGCACCACCAUGUACACCAACGGCACCAUUGUGGACGCCGCUACAGGCACACGCAUCACUCCUACUGCGAACCCCGACGGCUCGUUCACUGCAGGGGACCUGACCGGGUGGGCCAACGGCACUGUGGUUGGCAGCAACGGGCGGGUGGUGAACACGGGCCUGCUGCUCACUCUCAACUCCGAUGGCACCGUGUCUUUCGGCUCUGCUUCUCCUGCACCCGGUGGCCCUGCUGCGCCUUCCACCACCACUGGCACAGCUGCACCGCCGCCACCCAGCCCUGCUGUGUCAAGCAGCAGCAGUAGCAGCAAACUGUCUUCAGGUGCCAUAGCCGGUAUUGUCGUGGGCUGCGUGUGUGCACUCAUUCUCGUGCUCGUGCUGACGCUCUGGGUCUACCGCAUCAGGCAGAGAAACGCACCGAAGGAGAGCGAAGCAAGCAAGGAUGAGGACGACGUAGAAGGAGGAAAGGCAGGAGCAGCACCUGAUGAUUUUGACGUAGACCCAGGAGCAGGGGCAGCAGAAGCAGUGGCGGCAGCCGCAGUGGCAGCAGCAGCAGCAGCAGCGGCGGCGGUGAAACCAGAGUUAGUAGCAGCAGCAGGAGAGGCGCGGCCGCAGGUGUGUCGGCAGUACUCGCUGGGGGAGGUUGCUGCGGCCACAGGCGAGUGGGCAGAGGCGAACCACAUUGGCAGCGGCAGCUUUGGGGAUGUGUACAAGGGAGCCAACCCCGAAUGCCCCUCUGAGAUAUGGGCUGUCAAACGAGCCAAAAUCCUGACUAACGACUUCAAGCGAGAGGUGAAUGAAAUGGCAACCAAGAACCACCCCAACCUGGUGCGGCUGCUGGGCUACUGCUUUGAUGUGAACCACACAACAGACCGCAUCGAGCAGAUUGUCAUCUAUGAGUUCAUGGCCAAUGGCGACCUUGAGAGGUGGAUUGGACCGGAUGCCCCCAAGCAGCUCACCAUUAGGCAGCGCCUAGAAGUGAUGAUCGGCAUGGCUCAGGGGCUGCAGUACCUGCAUGGCUUUGGCAUCGUGCAUCGCGACAUCAAGCCAGCCAACGUGCUUCUUGACGACCGGAUGCAGGCAAGGAUUGCAGACUUUGGGCUGGUGAGGCUGGGCGAGGGCACAUCAGUGAUUGCCACUCGAGUGAUGGGCACACCGGGCUAUGUGGACCCCGCUUACUACAAGUCACAAAAGGCAACGCCCAUGGCUGAUGUGCACAGCUUUGGAGUCGUGAUGCUGACAGUCAUCACAGCCCGCAAGGCCGUCUAUAUGGUGGAAUCUGAUCAACACAACCUUAAAACUUGGGUGGCCCCUCUGGUGGCGGCUGGUGACGUGCCAUCCUUCAAGGAUCCUCAUCUGCAGGCACCGAACGACUUGGUGUUGCGCAUGGCCAAGCUGGCCCUCAGCUGCACUGCCAUGCCCACUGCCACUCGACCCUCCAUGAGUCGGAUAUUGACCGACUUGUUGGACAUGAAGGACGAAUUUCUAGGGGCGGAAUCCAACCGGAUGGCUGAGAAGAUCGAUCGCGAGCUGGAGUCUUCGUCUGCAGAGAUUGAUUUCAACAUGGAGCUUGCUCGCGCCCAGGGAAUGCGAGCCAGCAGUGGGAACUCAAGUGGCAAGCAUUAACUUGGAGUUUACUGUGGAAGCUUUGCUAUUGGCACUGUAAAUAGCCAUGCUUUUAUGGGAGCUCAUUCUCAUAGCUGUAAGUAGGGUAUAUGGUGAGUUAGAUGCAUGGACUGGAUGUACCAUUGGUAAAUGGUGUGUGGCCCAACCAAUUAAUGUCGUAUAGUCGGCUAGCUGAAAAGCGUGGUGAUUAUAAAUUGCUUUUGGAUAA